Aspergillus tanneri is the source of this 705-nucleotide messenger RNA. RefSeq lists its product as uncharacterized. The transcript has 2 exons. NCBI's taxonomy places the organism in Eukaryota, Fungi, Ascomycota, Eurotiomycetes, Eurotiales, Aspergillaceae. The record is from RefSeq and is a predicted model, not a curated record. Bases 1 to 705 code for a protein of 234 amino acids.
AUGCUGACCCCAACAGCCUGCAAGAUCUUCCGCUUCUGCAAUGAAUCCUGCCACCAACGCGGUCUUACCAUCCACUUCCCCUACUGCAUUCCAUCAGUAUCACUGAGAGAAUCCAAAUCUCUGGCCGUCAAACCCAAAUGCCCAACGUCCGCACGAGACCAAGCAAUCUCGAAGAUCCGCCGCUUUGGUAGCCACCGCGCCGUCAACGUCACCGCCAGCUACACAUUCUAUCUGGACCCACGCAAUUUCACCACAUUCCGUAUGCGUCUCAACUCCUCCGCCAACACCGUCAUCCUCUUCUCCCUGGAUUCCGACAUCCAAUACGCCACUAUCGAUACCUCAUCCUCCAUGGCUGCCGGCUUCCGAGGUAUCCAAUGGCUCUCCCCAGACCGUCAAGAAGCAAUCUGCUAUGUUCCCGCAGAAGCAGAAGCGGAGCCAGAGGCGGAAUCCUCCCGUUCUUCCCCUUCCCCUUACCAGUCGCAGUCCCAGCCACAGUCACGAUAUGUUCUCGUCACCCCCGGCAGGGAGAUGUUGAAAUCCUUCAUUGAGAAACGCAUCACGGUGCGCAGCGGAGGCGGCGACGGGGAACGCUUUCGGAGCCUCGAGUUGCCGGAUUCAGAACUCAUCGAGUAUGCACAGGGCCUCCUGUUGACGGGGUACUUGGGGGAGGCGUUUAUGUAUGUUGUUGAGUGGGUGUGGAAAUGA